AUGCUGAGGCAAUCAAGAAGAGAAACACUUGCACUUGCAACAAUUUCAGAGUGUUCUUCAAGUGGUUCUUCAGUUACAGUAUUAUCAAAUGUUCCAAAGGUGCAUAUAUUUCCAUGGACUUUUCAGGAAUUAAACUAUCAUACGCUUGGUAAUAUGGAUCACAAAUGUUCUAUUUGUAAAGCUAAAAUGUGGUUAGAUGAAAGAAAAUCAAAUUCAUCUAUUAAGUCACCUGUCUUUAUGACUUGCUGUGCAAAUAGCAAAGUUCUUCUUCCUCCUCUUCAAGAAUUACCACCUUUUUUAAAUGUGCUUUUAACAAGAACAAACACUCAAUCACAUUUAUUUCACCAAAAUAUUAGACUAUAUAAUUCUGCACUAGCAUUCACUUCAAUAGGAGCAAAGAUUGAUCAUUCUGUAACAAGCACUCGCAGUAUUUACACUUUUCGUAUAUAUGGAGAAAUGUAUCAUAAUAUAGGCACUUUACUUCCUGAUCAUGAAUCUUGUCCUUAG
Cetraspora pellucida is the source of this 507-nucleotide messenger RNA. The record is from the annotation of a GenBank genome assembly. Lineage: Eukaryota; Fungi; Glomeromycota; Glomeromycetes; Diversisporales; Gigasporaceae.